Messenger RNA from Momordica charantia (bitter melon), 1215 nucleotides. RefSeq names its product S-adenosyl-L-methionine-dependent methyltransferases superfamily protein. The record is from RefSeq and is a predicted model, not a curated record. NCBI's taxonomy places the organism in Eukaryota, Viridiplantae, Streptophyta, Magnoliopsida, Cucurbitales, Cucurbitaceae.
CGAACAUUUGCAGCCCAGAGUUUGUUAAUCACAUCACAUCAUCAUCUCUAACACGCCUCCAAAAUUCAACCCUCAGCCCCCGCCGCCGCCGCCGGCCGGCCGGAACAUGAGGGACGACAAAUUCCCCCACCAACACCACCGCCGCCGCAACGCCGCCAUUGCCCUCCUCAAGCUCGCCGCCUGCCUCAUCAUCCUCUCGCUAACAUACGCGCUCGGUUACUUAUCAUCGUCCGCUACGACGCCGUUUUCAUCCUCUCCUCCCCAUCACAAUAAUAUUCCUUCUCUUCCCACACCGGUUCUGCUGGAUACACCCACCGCCGACACCGUCGCCACCGCCGCCACCGCCGUCGAGCAAUUCCGCGUUAGAACGCUCUGCUCCCCACCGCUCCCUCACCACCUAGUUCGCUCCACAAUUCUCCAAAAACUCUUCAACGGGACCUCCCCGUUCCGCGACUUCCCUCCCCAUCACGUGCGCCACCUCCUCCACCCAAAGCGCAUCAAGGGCUGGGGCUCCAACGGCGCCGUUUUCGAGAACCUCGUCCGCCAAGUCAGGCCCCGCCUCAUAAUCGAGGUCGGCUCCUUCCUCGGAGCCUCCGCGAUCCACAUGGCGAGUCUCACUCGCCAACUUGGCCUCCCCACUCAGAUCCUCUGCGUCGACGAUUUCCGCGGCUGGCCCGGCUUCCUCGACCGGUUCUCCGAACUCUUUAUGGUCCACGGCGACGUUUCGCUGCUGUACCAGUUUAUGCAGAACGUGGUGGCCUCGAACGCGUCCGGUUCGGUCCUGCCGUUGCCGUUCUCGACCGGGUCGGUUCUGGAUAGCCUGUGCGAGUGGGGAGUGUACGGGGACUUGAUUGAGGUGGAUGCGGGUCAUGAUUUUAACUCGGCCUGGUCCGACAUAAACCGGGCAUACCGGAUCCUCCGACCCGGCGGGGUUUUGUUCGGCCACGAUUAUUUUACUGCCGCGGAUAAUAGAGGGGUGAGACGGGCAGUUAAUUUAUUUGCACAGAUUAAUCGCCUCAAAGUCAAAGUCGAUGGUCAACACUGGGUUCUUGUUUCUGAUUAACACUCCAUUUUUUUUAUUAUUUUUUUAAUGUAAAAUUUGGGAACAUACUUAUGAAUGAGCUCUGUAAAUUGGUUGUAAAUUUGAAGCCAUUUUAAUUAACUCCAAGUCCAAGCUGUUUGAGAAUAAUAACAACACAUUUCUUUAUUAUUUUA